This is a messenger RNA of Photinus pyralis (common eastern firefly), 3479 nucleotides long. RefSeq names its product disks large 1 tumor suppressor protein (gene dlg1). Bases 254 to 2947 code for a protein of 897 amino acids. Gene Ontology annotation, molecular function: kinase binding. Gene Ontology annotation, cellular component: neuron projection; neuromuscular junction; postsynaptic density membrane. The transcript has 20 exons. Gene Ontology annotation, biological process: chemical synaptic transmission. Lineage: Eukaryota; Metazoa; Arthropoda; Insecta; Coleoptera; Lampyridae. The record is from RefSeq and is a predicted model, not a curated record.
CGCCGUUCUGACGUUUAUUUACAAAAAUAAUGUACUUAUUGUUAGUAACACUUUUAAAAUAUUUCUUGGUUUUUGGACGUAGAAAAUGUAGUCUAACUAAAUUUUGGUUUAUUAAGUGAAUUAUUGAUACUUUUCUGGGCAAUUUAUUUUGCGCCAUAAUCUGUUCGUGACAGAAUUAAUAAUACAAUACGGCUACUGCGAACGGGGGUGACUUUAAUAACCAUAAAACCUUCUUACUUAAAAUAUUUUGACAAUGAUAGACUGGGUGUCGAUUGUACGCCAUUCUCGGCGUCGGUUUUCAAAUUAUAUGUACGGAGUUCCUAACAAAGUCCGCAGGCGUCGUCGCCAUAAACGACCACCAGCUGACGUCGUCGCUUCCCCUACAGAUCAAUCUAAGUCUUCUUGCUGCUGGGCGGAGAAACUUGAGAAAGCUCGUUAUGCAACCGAAGAAGACAUGCCCCCACCUCCUUCUCCACCCAAAAUCAGAGAAACCAUGCUAAUUGAUGGUAUCACUAGACAAAGCUCGCUAGACAGGGGACUUCAGAGGAAAGUUUCACUGGACCGAGAACCAAACAACAGGGACGCCUCAAAGGUUACCGAUAGCUGGCAAGGUCAUGAUAGCGACCAGGCCCACUCACCCCUACUCGGCUCCGGGGAUAGUAAACAUGUAAACGGUGACGAUGAGUGGGAAUACGAGGAGAUCAUUCUCGAAAGAGGUGGCGCAGGAUUAGGCUUCAGUAUUGCAGGAGGCACCGACAAUCCCCAUAUUGGAGAUGACACUGCCAUUUACAUUACUAAGCUCAUUCCUGGUGGCGCAGCUUCAACGGAUGGCAGACUUAAAGUUAACGAUGCAAUCCUCCAAGUUAACGAUACCGCCGUAGUAAAUGUUCCACAUGCCGUCGCCGUUGAUGCGCUCAAAAAGGCCGGAAACACCGUCAAAUUGCAAGUUCGAAGGAGGCGGCAGCCACGGCAUAUGAAGUUGUUAGAAAUUAUGUUGAUUAAGGGAAAUAAAGGCCUAGGAUUUAGUAUUGCGGGUGGAAUUGGUAACCAACAUAUACCUGGCGAUAAUGGUAUUUAUGUUACCAAAGUGAUGGAAGGUGGUGCAGCUCAAGUAGACGGUAGAUUACUCGUCGGUGAUAAACUCGUCGCUGUUAGGGACCCAGGAGGAGCGGAAGUAAAUUUAGAAAACGUAACACACGAAGAUGCCGUAGCAACGUUAAAAGCGACACAGGAACGUGUAAUCCUUGUUGUCGCUAAACCAGAUAGUGCCUUCAGUGCCCCUCCUUCUGAAAGCUCGCAUUCACCCCAACUGCCACCAGAAGCGCCGCAUGCCUAUCCAGAAUCGGUUCGUUCUUCUUCCCUCGCAUUGCAUACUCCAACGCCACGUGCCGUUAGCCAUGAGGAUAUUUCUAGAGACGUAAGAACUAUCAUCCUGCAAAAGGGCAAUCAAGGGCUCGGUUUUAAUAUUGUCGGAGGAGAAGAUGGAGAAGGAAUAUUCGUUUCGUUUAUCCUAGCGGGAGGAGCGGCGGAUGUCAGCGGAGAACUGAGAAGAGGAGAUCAAAUUCUUAGUGUUAAUGGCGUAAACUUGCGUAAUGCAACGCACGAGGAAGCGGCGGCCGCGCUUAAGGGUACUAAUCAAGUUGCAACAAUAGUGGCGCAAUACAGGCCGGAGGAGUAUAACCGUUUCGAGGCAAAAAUCCAUGACCUAAAACAACAAAUGUCGAAUCAAGCGAUGACGGGAACUCUCUUAAGGACGUCGCAGAAACGGUCACUUUUCGUUAGAGCAUUAUUUGAUUAUGAUCCGACAAAGGAUGAUGGUUUACCUAGUAGAGGGUUAGCGUUUCAGUACGGAGAUAUUUUACAUGUUACAAACGCUAGCGACGACGAAUGGUGGCAAGCAAGGCGGGUACUUAACAAUGGUGAUGAGCAAGGAAUGGGUAUUGUUCCAUCAAAGAGGAGAUGGGAAAGAAAACAGCGCGCUAGAGAUAGAUCUGUGAAAUUUCAGGGACACAUGCCGAGUGCGGUUGAAAAGCAAUCAACAUUAGAUAGGAAGAAGAAAAACUUUUCAUUUAGUCGAAAGUUUCCCUUCAUGAAAAGCAAAGAUGACAAAUCCGAAGAUGGAUCUGACCAGGAACACUAUUCGCGAUCUACUACUCCUAUUGCCGAUAAAGAUAGUGAACCUACUCCGUUCAUGCUGUGCUACACGCAAGAUGACGCAACUACAGAAGGUGAAAUAUUAUAUCGAGUUGAACUGCCAUACAUGGAAGAAAUCACAUUAAUAUAUCUGGAGAAUAAUGAUAAUUAUGACGACUAUAGUAAUGAAGAAAGUGUAUUAUCAUAUGAACCAGUUCAACAAAUGCAGAUUAGUUAUACUCGACCUGUUAUCAUUUUGGGACCUUUAAAAGAUCGCAUCAAUGAUGACUUAAUAUCGGAAUUCCCUGACAAAUUUGGGAGCUGCGUUCCUCAUACCACGAGACCUAAACGUGAAUAUGAAGUUGAUGCGAGAGAUUAUCACUUUGUUGCCUCUAGGGAACAAAUGGAAAAAGAUAUUCAAAAUCAUCUGUUUAUUGAAGCGGGCCAAUAUAAUGAUAAUUUAUAUGGCACCUCAGUAGCUUCGGUGCGGGAGGUUGCUGAAAAGGGAAAACAUUGUAUUCUGGAUGUAAGUGGAAAUGCUAUUAAGAGACUACAAGUAGCACAACUUCAUCCAAUCGCAGUCUUCAUCAAACCAAAAUCGGUCGAGUCAAUACUGGAAAUGAAUAAACGAAUGACGGAGGAGCAAGCAAAGAAGACUUACGAGCGCGCUUUAAAAAUGGAACAAGAAUUUUGCGAAUAUUUUACAGCCGUUGUCCAAGGUGAUACUCCUGAAGAUAUUUAUAAAGAAGUAAAACAAGUAAUUCGAGAACAAUCUGGUCCAAGCAUCUGGGUACCGGCUAAAGAUCAACUGUGACGUUCAGCCCUGCCGGCAUGGACAUUUCCUCCACGCUCACUGUUGCACUGAACUUGAAUAGAUGUUAACCAGGAUCCGAUAUUUAACUACGACGGUGCCUCCUAACGUGUGCUUGUGACCAGCUCAGUUAUUUGUUGAUUGACCUAUAGUGGCCCCAAAUAAUCUCAUUAGUGUCUGGUGAUAUUUCAUAGCGUUACCGUGACGGCUUCUGUAAAUGUGAAAAUACCCUUGGGCUCUUCAAAGUAAAAGUCCGGUUUGGUCGCACUUGUGUUGUUUGUGAGAUUAUUCAAAAAUUUUAGAUCCACAUGAAAACUCCUUUAUACAAUAGCAAAUUGUUAAUUGAUGAAUUUAGUAGAUUUAUUGAUGUUUCUUUGUAGCGUAGAUCACUUAAUCCCUGCCAAUAAUUUGUAACAAUUGUAAAUACAUAUUAAGGAUCUAUGUGUAGUGUAAAACAAACAAAUCUGUUAUUGUUAUUCAAAGAUCAAGUUGUGACCUAACUUAUUUGCGUUAAUAAAAGAAUUUUAAUAUGAAA